Molecule: messenger RNA, 2147 nt
Organism: Symbiodinium necroappetens
Lineage: Eukaryota; Dinophyceae; Suessiales; Symbiodiniaceae
Source: the annotation of a GenBank genome assembly
GCUCUCGACCUGCGCUGGCUGAGAGCGUCCGGCAUGCGCAACAACGGAGCAGUCCAGGUUCUCGACCAUCGCUCGCCGAGAGCGUCCGGAACGCGGGAAGGCGGAGCAGUCCAGGUUCUCGACCUUCGCUCGUGGAGAGUGUCCGGAACGUGGGAAAGCUGAUCAGUCCAGGUUCGCGACCAGCGCUCGCAGAGAGUGUCCGGAACGGAGGAAACCGGAUCAGUCCAGGCGAAUCCGGACCAGCCCGGCAGCCGUCGCCGAAGCGGUCCAAGCGGCGGCCCUCCAACGGUAGAGAACGGGCAAGAGGUCCUCGCGUCGUUCUACUGCCGAAGGCCAAGGUGAAGCCGGAAAAGCUGGCGGUGCCGGUGAAGGAAGGCGCCGGAUCUCAGAAGAAGGCCAUCUCCGAAGCGAUUUUAAGGGCUUCGGAGGCCUUGCGAAAGCUGGCGGAAAUCGACAACAGAGCUUCCUUCGCCACUACACGGUCACGAUCCCGGUCGAGGAAGCAGGCGAUGCUUCGAGGUUUCAUUCUAGCAGCUGCCAUGGAGAGUCGGGAGCCUGGACGCACCGGUCACGAACUGGAAGUGGUCAAUGUUCACAUGGCCGGCCGUGCCCAGCGCCGUGUCGCUCGACAUGCCGCAGCGGCCCGACUGGACCAGGUCCCAGCAGCCGUGAUCUCGGAGGCAGUCUCUGUGGAGGAACCAUUCCAGGCUGUGGUCUCCAGUGAUGAGGAGGUGAUCCUGGCAUCUGCAGACGUCCAGCUGCAAAGAGCGCACCGCAGACUGCCUGAACGUUCUAGAAGCAGGCUCCGUGCCCCGGCGAGCAUCGGCCAAAGCGCUGUGGUGGAGCUGGAUCCGCCUGCAGCCGGCUUCGUCAGAAGUGACUUGCCCAGCUUCUACGUCCACAUCUUUGAAUAUGGCGACAUCGCAAGAUGUUGCAGUGCUUGUAGGGAGUUUUUCCUCCCAGGACAGUUGCGUCUUGGGUUUCUACCAGAAAUAGCAAGAGAAAAUGAUGCUGAUGCAUCAGUUUGGCUGCAUGCGCCGCGCUGCAUCCGACGAUCGAAUUUUGCAGUGACCUUGACAGAGACGCUUGCUUUCGCAGCGAGCCUCCCCGAUGCUGUUCGUGCCAGGGUGAUGGAGGAACUGGGUGCUUCGAAUGCGCGGCAGAGCCAGGCCCGCUGGCCAGGCUCUGCACAAAACAGCGGCGCUCUGGCCACCAGGACAAGGCCAUGGCGCUUGCAGCUCCAGCAAGGUCUUCAUGAGGAGGCCGAGGCCCCCGGCACGGCGAGGGAGGCCCGAGAGCCACUGGAGCCCUGGUCCUUGGUGCGGGUGCCGCUACCGGUGGCGCGCUCCGAGCCUGCAUCGAGGCCUGGCCUCGCGGCCCGUGCUGCGCGCUCCGCGCUCACAGCAGGCCUGGAGGCGCGAUGGGCCGCGAUUGAUGCCCAGCUGAACCGAGCCGAGAGCACCGAGGCCGAGAUUGAGCCGGCGGAUACCUUCGCGCAGAGACAGGUGGCCAGGGUCGAUGAAGAAAUGAACGAUUUGCUCACGUUGGUUCCUUGUCAAAAGCUGGAGGCUCGUUGCGAGGAGCCGUGUGCGGUGUGUUACGAAGAUAUGACUUCCGGCGACGACGUGCGGCGGCUUCCUUGUUUGCACUACUUCCACAUGGCCUGCAUUGACAAGUGGCUUCGCGUCAAGGUUGCCGAUGAUGGCUACCACAUUUCGUCUGAAGACGCUCCCAGGGAUCAGACGCCAGGUGCGAGAUCGGAGGAUGCCCAGGUGAACAUCUCUGCCAGCCCUCCUUUGUACAUCGUCGGUUCCUUCAACGACUGGAGCGCUGACGCAGAGCUGAUGCAGGAGGGAAGAGCUGCAGUGACAAUCCGAUCGAGUGCGCCCAUGGGUAGCAGCAAAGGUAUGCAGAAGGAAGAGUUCCAAAUUCUGGAAGACGGCAGCUGGGAGAAGCGCCUCUUCCCGGCGGGCGGCAAUUCUGAAACCGUGGUGGUGCUUAAGCCGGGGAGGUUCUCGCAGGCGGAGCGGAGCUCGGCUGAGAACCCCGGUCAUGGACGGAACUGGGCAGUCGAGGGCAAGCCUGGGGCAAGCUUCCGCAUCGUGUACAAGACAGCUAGCGGAAAUGUCACCUGCGAGCGCGCUUGA